Daldinia childiae is the source of this 2418-nucleotide messenger RNA. RefSeq names its product Bud site selection protein 6. The record is from RefSeq and is a predicted model, not a curated record. Lineage: Eukaryota; Fungi; Ascomycota; Sordariomycetes; Xylariales; Hypoxylaceae. Gene Ontology annotation, cellular component: cytoplasm; cell tip. The transcript has a single exon. Bases 1 to 2418 code for a protein of 805 amino acids. Gene Ontology annotation, biological process: establishment of cell polarity. Gene Ontology annotation, molecular function: cytoskeletal regulatory protein binding.
AUGAGCAGCAGCACGACCGGAAGCAACAACACUGGUCUCACCAGUCUUUUAAACGAAGGUCUUGAGAACGGAUACACUACCCCACAACAGAACGAAAGAAUGGCACAAUCGCAGCAGAACGAAGGCCCGCCAGCGGUCAGCCAGUCCCCUAAUCGGCGAACCCUGCAGCGAGACCAGUCCAACGCUUCUUUCAACUCCGAACAGUCAUCACUGUCGAGUAACACCAUGCAGAACAUACCGGUGCUCCCGCCGUAUCCUGGGGACGAGACAACGAUACCUACAGGACCUGCAGGAGGCAUAGAUAUUGACUCAUUCCCACCACCUCCUCCGCCGCCACCAAAGUCGCAACAGAGCGCGUUUGCUGCUCUGCAAAGAGGAGGAGAUUUAGAAAGAAGGGCGUCACGAAGAUAUUCCGCUUAUCAGAUAUCCAAACAUCUAGGAGCACCAACCAAUGGCGUGCCUAUGCUACCUUCUCAGAAUACCCCAAUACCAAAUCGUGGACGUGGGGAAGUAAGAGAAUCGAUGCGAGCAGUUCAAGUCCGAGAGUCUCUGCGACAUAGUCGCAACGCAUCAAAUCAAUCCAAGAAUGCGUAUGAAGCAUCUUCGCCGGUUCGAAUACCUAGCAAGGUUAGCGAGGAAGGCUCGAAACCCGAUCUACCACCCCCUCGAUCGGAAAGUCCGCCGGCUCAGUCACCGGAAGAGAAAUAUAGACCUAGUGCUACUAUAUCCGGACCUCUAGACGAUGCCUUUCCAAUAGUGGGAACCCCGGGCUCGCCCGAGAAGCCAAAACCAAGGGUAGACACGACUAUAGAAUCCAAACCGCGACCUCAAACCCCUCCGGAAAAGCAGCGCAAGCAAUCUAUACAAGAGCAAUCACCUCCGUUAGAUAAGGAACUUACCUUAUUUCUGCAAUACAAGUCCAAAGUGAAGAAGUUUGUGCUCCCGGAGGGCUAUACAGGCUUGACAAUUGGGCGCCUGCAACUUGCUUUCAUCGAGAAGUUUUCCUGGAACACUGCCCUGAACGGAAGCGACCUCCCAGAGAUAUAUAUCCAAGAUCCCAUCUCUGGGGUGCGACACGAGCUCGAAGACCUAUCUGACAUCAAAGACCGUACAGUUCUUGCGCUCAAUGUAGAGCCCCUUGACGAGGUCAAGAAGCACUUUGACGAGGGUUUUGGGGCCCUAAAGAAAGUAGUAGAUGAGAUGAAGCAGAACGUUACUGAUCAGGGAUCUGCUUUACAAAGAGUAUCAGAUAGGCAAUUGGAGACGGCCAAGGAGAUGGCUCGUAUGGCCUCAGCGCCACCGGCUGUCAUGGAUGGUGUUAAGGUUAGUGGAGUUGGCGCUGGCGCUAAACUCAAUCCUAGUCAACUUAGGGAGUUGCAGACUCUACGACGGGAUCUAGCCGUCUUACGACAGACGUACUCAAACUUCCAGACAGAGAUACAGAGCUCUAUGUCUUCUCUACGAAACAAAGCAGCCAAUGUUAAGGUUGCGGCUGCCAAGGCUUCAACACCUGAGGAAGGUGGCUCCGGAUAUACUUAUGUGUCGAAAGGUCGUAAGCAGCUUAAUUCAGACUCAGACCGCCUUGUUACCAAGGUGGAUGAUCUUCAAGACUUAGUUGAGGACUUGCGCAAGGACGUCGUUAAUCGCGGCGUGAGACCCUUGCCGCGUCAACUAGAGGGUGUAUCCAAGGAUAUUCAACUCUUGACCAAAGAACUCAAGAAGGUUCAAGAGUACAUGAAGCGAGAGAAGCCCAUCUGGACCAAGAUUUGGGAGAAAGAAUUGGAAGAAGUUUGCCAGGGUCGUGACGAGCUUAAGGUUAUGGAAGACUUAAUGAUUGACUUACAAGACGACAUCGAAAAGGCCUCUGAGACCUUUGCGUUGGUGGAACAAGCCACUAAGGAGCAGAUGAAAGACACUACGCCGACGGCACGGCAGUUCUCGAAGGGCUUGCGUCAUCUUGGGAGCGGCUCUGAUCCGAACGCUGCAAAAGAAGGUGUACUAGGCGAGGUCAGAGCUCUACAGCCAAACCAUGAAGACAGGCUAGAGGCUAUAGAACGUGCAGAGAAGUUACGACAGAAGGAGCUGGAGAGCCGGCAAGGAAAUCCUUUGAUGAAGGAGUUGACUAAGUUCGUCGAGGAUGGGAAGCUGAGGAAGAGCGGAGGAUUUGAAGAGGUUGAACGAGCGAGGAAGGCCAAGGAUGAUCGAAUACGGCGAGAGGUUUGGGAACGAAUGAAUGGCAUAAUACCCGAGGACUCGGUCGAAGAGGAUGAAGAGGAUGAAGAGGAAGGGGAGGAGGAGGAGGAGGAGGAAGGGGAAGAGGGGGAGGAAAAUGAUGCAGAGGUAGAAACGGAGACGGAGGCGGAAGCGGAGGCGGAGGUAGAGAGCCCCGCUAAAAAGCCGGACGAUGAUGAUAUAUAA